AUGGCGGCCGCGCUGCUGCUGGGCCUGGCGCUGCUGGCGCCGCGGGCGGCGGGCGCGGGGAUGGGCAUGGGCACGGGGACGGGCGCGGGGACAGGAGUGGGGACAGACGCGGGGACGGGCGCGGGCAUGGGCGCCUGUUACGACGGCGCGGGGCGGCCGCGGCGCUGCCUGCCCGGGUUCGAGAACGCGGCGUUCGGGCGCCUCGCCGAGGCCUCGCACACGUGCGGGCGGCCCCCCGAGGACUUCUGCCCGCACCGGGGCGCGCCGGGCGGCGCCGGGCCGCAGUGCCAGCGUUGCGACGCCGCCGACCCCCGGCGCCACCACAACGCCUCCUACCUCACCGACUUCCACAGCCAGGACGACAGCACCUGGUGGCAGAGCCCGUCCAUGGCCUUCGGGGUGCAGCACCCCACCUCCGUCAACAUCACCCUGCGCCUGGGGAAAGCUUACGAGAUCUCCUACGUGCGCCUCAAGUUCCACACCAGCCGCCCCGAGAGCUUUGCCAUCUACAAGCGCAGCCGGGCGGGCGGCCCCUGGGAACCCUUCCAGUUCUACAGCGCCUCCUGCGGGCGGACGUACGGCCGGCCCGACGGCCUGCAGCUGCGGCCCGGCCAGGAGGAGCGUGUGGCCUUCUGCACCUCCGAGUUCAGCGACAUCUCCCCGCUGAGCGGCGGCAACGUGGCCUUCUCCACGCUGGAGGGCCGGCCCAGCGCCUACCGCUUCGAGGAGAGCCCCGCGCUGCAGGAGUGGGUCACCAGCACCGAGCUCCUCAUCUCCCUCGACCGGCUCAACACGUUCGGGGACGACAUCUUCAAGGACCCCAAGGUGCUGCAGUCCUACUACUACGCCGUGUCCGACUUCUCCGUGGGCGGCAGGUGCAAGUGCAACGGGCACGCCAGCGAGUGCGGCCCGGACGCCGAGGGCCAGCUGGUGUGCCGGUGCCAGCACAACACCACGGGCGCGGACUGCGAGCGCUGCCUGCCCUUCUUCCAGGACCGCCCGUGGGCGCGGGGCACGGCCGAGGCCGCCAACGAGUGUCUGCCCUGCGACUGCAGCGGCCGCUCGGAUCAGUGCACGUUCGACCUGGAGCUUUACCGCAGCACGGGCCACGGCGGCCGCUGCCUGCGCUGCCGGGACCACACGGCCGGACCGCACUGCCAGCUCUGCCGGGAGAACUUCUACCGCUGGGAGCCCCGGGCGCCCUGCCAGCCCUGCGACUGCCACCCGGCCGGCUCCCUGCGCCUGCAGUGCGACGGCUCGGGCACCUGCCCCUGCAAGGCCACCGUGACGGGCUGGAAGUGUGACCGCUGCCGGCCCGGGUUCCACUCGCUCAGCGAGGGCGGCUGCAGGCCCUGCACCUGCAAUCCCGCCGGCAGCCGGGGCACCUGUGACCCCCGCAGCGGGCGCUGCCCCUGCAGGGAGAACGUGGAAGGCGGCCUGUGUGACAGAUGUCGCCCGGGGACCUUUAACCUCCAGCCCCACAACCCAGCCGGCUGCAGCAGCUGCUUCUGCUACGGCCACUCCAAGGUGUGUGCGGCCGCCGCCGGCUUCCGGGCCCACCACGUCCUCUCCGACUUCUGCCUGGGAGCCGAUGGCUGGCGGGCCGGCCGCGCGGGGGACACGGGGCGGCCCGCACGAUGGAGCCCCAGGGGGCUCCCCCUGCACCCCGAGGCGGAGGAGCUCACAGCACCAGCCAAGUUCCUGGGCGACCAGCGGUUCAGCUACGGGCAGCCCCUCACCCUGACCUUCCGGGUCCCUCCCGGGGGCUCCCCGCCUCCCGUGCAGCUGAGGCUGGAGGGGGGCGGCCUGGCCCUGACGCUGCCCCCCUCCCGCCCGCCGGGCCCCCGGGACGCCGCGCCGCCCGGAGAGGUGCAGCUCACGUUCCAGCUGCAGGAGACCUCGGAGGACGCCGACCCCCCGCUGCCCGCCUUCCACUUCCAGCGGCUGCUCGCCAACCUGACCGCCCUGCGCCUGCGGACCCGCCCCGGCCCAUCCGGCCAAGUGCUCCUGAGUGAGGUGCGGCUCCUGUCGGCCCAGCGGGGCCUCUCGCCCCCAGCCUCCUGGGUGGAGAUGUGCUCCUGCCCCAGGGGGUACGUGGGCCAGUUCUGUGAAGCCUGUGCCCCGGGAUACAAGAGGGAGACACCCCUGGGGGGGCCCUAUGCCAGCUGCGUCCCCUGCACCUGCAACCAGCACGGCACCUGCGACCCCGACACCGGGAUCUGCCAGUGCGGCCACCACACCGAGGGCCCGUCCUGUGAGCGCUGCCUGCCAGGUUUCUAUGGCAACCCCUUCGAGGGCCGGGCCGACGCCUGUCAGCCUUGCCCGUGCCCUGGAGGGUCGCCCUGCACGACCCUCCCGGAGAGCAGGGAGGUGGUGUGCACCCACUGUCCCCCCGGUCAGAGAGGACGGCGCUGUGAGGCCUGCGACGAUGGCUUCUUUGGGGACCCGCUGGGGCUCUCUGGGGACCCCCAGCCCUGCCAGCGGUGCCAGUGCAGCGGGAACGUGGACCCCAACGCCGUGGGCAACUGCGACCCGCUGUCCGGCCACUGCCUGCGCUGCCUGUUCAACACGACGGGCGCCCGCUGCGAGCACUGCCAGGAGGGCUUCUACGGCAGUGCGCUGGCCCCGCGGCCCGCCAACAAGUGUGUGGCCUGCAGCUGCCACCCCGGGGGCUCCGUCAGCGCGCGGAGACCCUGCGACCCGGUGAGCGGCCAGUGCGCCUGCCUGCCUCACGUGACCGGACGGGACUGCGGCCGCUGCAGCCCGGGCUUCUACGACCUCCAGCCCGGGAGGGGCUGCCGGAGCUGUACGUGCCACCCGCUGGGCUCCCAGGAGAACCAGUGCCACCCCGAGACGGGGCAGUGCCCCUGCCGCCCGGGCGUCGAGGGCCAGGCCUGCGACCGAUGCCAGCGGGGCUUCUUCAGCUUCUCCAUCAAGGGCUGCCGGGCCUGCAGGUGCUCCCCGCUGGGCGCCGCCUCGCCCCAAUGCCACGAGAACAGCACGUGCGUGUGCAGGCCCGGCUUCGUGGGCUACAAGUGUGACCGCUGCCAGGACAACUUCUUCCUCACGGCCGACCGGGCGCGGUGCCAGGAGUGCCCGUCGUGCUACACCCUGGUGAAGGCGGAGGCGGCCAAGCUGAAGGCCAGGCUGACCCUGAUGGAGGGGUGGCUGCAGGGCUCUGACUGCGGAAGACCCUGGGAACCAAUGGACUUCCUGCAGGGAGAGGCCCCUCGGGGGGACAGCUACCAGGGCCACCACCUACUGCAAGGAUUCCGGGACGCCUUCCUGGUGCAGGUGACGGGCCUUGAGGGAGCCGUGAAGGCUGCCCGGGAGCAGCUGCAGGCACUGAGCAGGAGUGCCCGCUGUGCCCCAGCUGGAGCUGACAAGACCUGCUUCCAGCUGGCAGACCUGGAAGAGGCCCUGGAGUCCUCGGAGGAGGAGAUCCUGCAUGCGGGCUCCGUCCUCGCAUCUCUGGUGGUUCCCCAGGACGUCCCCGGCCAGCCCUCCAACUGGAGCCAGCUGGCCACGGCGGCCCGUGUCCUCGCCCGGAGCCACAAGGACACAGCUGCCAAGAUCACAGCCACUGCUCAGAGGGCUCUGCGUGCCUCCAACGCCAGUUACACGCUUCUCUGGAGGCUGGUGGAGGGCAGCGAGGCUCUGGAGGCCCAGCGGGAGCUGGAGGACAGGUACCAGGAGGUCCAGGUGGCCCGGAAGGCUCUGGGUGCAGCUGUGGCCGAGGCGCUGCCCGAAGCGGAGAGGGUGCUGGCCGCCAUGCAGCACGCUGGCGCCGACGCAGCCCCCCACCUGACCGCGCUGGCCGCCCCCGCAGCACUGCCUCAGAAUUCCCGGACCCGGGACCUGAGCCGGAGGGCGCAGGCCCUGGAGAGGACGGUCACAUCCAGGGAGCGCGUGGUCACGGAGGCUGCCCGGGCUGUCCAGGCGACCGCCCACACCGCGCUGCACCAGGCCGAGCCCCUCACGCAGCUGCAGCGCGAGGCCAGCGCCGCCCUCACCCGGGCUUCCUCCUCCGUCCAGGCGGCCACAGUGACCGUCAUGGGGGCGAGGACCCUGCUGGCCGACCUGGAAGGGAUGCAGCUGCAGGGUCCCGGGCCCCGGGACCAGGCCACGCUGAGGCGGAAGGCGGGCGUUGUCCGGGGCCGGCUCCUGGUGGACGCAAAGAAGAAGACCAAGCAGGCGGAGAGGAUGCUGGGGAACGCGGCCUCGGUCUCCUCCAGUGCCGCGGAGAAGGGCGAGGAAGCCGAGCUGCUGGCCAAGAGCAGUGCCAAGCUCGCCAGAGCCCUGCGGAAGGAGGGGCAGAAGGCGCGUGGCCGUGCCAGCCGGCUCUCCAGCCAGACCCGGGCAACGCUCUGGCUGGCCUCCCAGCAGGCACUGGCCUCAGGCGCACGGAGGCAGGCGCUGGAGGAGACGGAGCAGGUGGGCGCCGGGCUGAGCACGCUGGAGCAGCAGAUCCGGGAAUCGCGGGCCUCCCUGGAGAAGGACGUCCAGGCCUUGUCCCAGCUGCUGGCCCUGCUGGAGUCGCUGGACACCCAUCGGGCCCCAGCCCGGGCCCUGAAUGAGACCCAGCGGGCCCUGGAGCGCCUGCGGCUGCGGCUGGGCCCACCCGGGGCCCUGCAGGGGAAGCUGAGGCUGCUGGAGCGGGAGUCUGAGCAGCAGGAGCAGCAGAUUCAGAGCUUCGAGAGCGACCUCGCCGAGGUCCGAGCCGACAAGCAGAACCUGGAGGCCAUUCUGCAGAGUCUGCCCGAGAGCUGCGCCAGCUGGCAGUGA
Molecule: messenger RNA, 4785 nt
Organism: Pipistrellus nathusii (Nathusius's pipistrelle)
Lineage: Eukaryota; Metazoa; Chordata; Mammalia; Chiroptera; Vespertilionidae
Source: the annotation of a GenBank genome assembly